AACUUUCACCCCUCCAACUGGUUUAUUGUUUUGAUUUAACAGGUUGUCUAUUCGUGUGAAUUGUAGCAAGUGGCUGGACGGAAAGAAAACAAUAAAACAAGUAGUAGCUAAUAGCUACUCUUGAGGAUUUACUUAAACGCGUACAGACGAUGUAGCUAGCUAAAUAAUGACCGUGUCGACCAGAUACCGGCGUUGUUGUUGACAAAGAUGCCUUCUUCAAUAUAAGCUAACGUUAGCUAUCUGAGUAACGUAGCGUACGUAGCUUCAGUAACAACAUGACGACGAGGAGGAGCGGUGUGUAGGAGCGACCGACCAGACAUCGGAUCGGCGGAUUUCCUGCUUGUCAAUCACUGAUUUCCAGGAUUCUCCUGUCUUUGUGUCUGGAUAGCCUCAAAACGGCUUUCUCAACCAAACAAACUGGUUACAUUUAACCGACAAGUUAUCUUCGAAGAGUUUUGGACAUUUGCAUCACUUUCUUUCAAUGGGUGAGGAAAAGCCGGACACGCUUGACUUUGUGAAGGAUUUCCAGGAGUAUCUGAGCCAGCAGACUCAACAUGUCAACAUGAUAUCAGGCUCUGUCAGCGGCGUCAAGGAGGCGGACGAACUGCCACCAGACUGCAGUCAGAAUGGACUGGAUCACCCCUCAGUGGACAUGUCACUGGAGGACAGCUCAGGGAUCUUGGUGGAUGGUUUUGAGAGGACCUAUGACGGCAAGCUUAAAUGUCGCUACUGCAACUAUGCCACCAGAGGCACAGCAAGACUCAUUGAGCACAUCCGAAUUCACACAGGAGAGAAACCUCACCGCUGUCACCUCUGCCCAUUUGCUUCGGCCUAUGAGCGCCACCUGGAGGCCCACAUGCGAUCACACACAGGAGAGAAGCCUUAUAAGUGUGAGCUCUGCUCCUUUCGCUGCAGUGAUCGUAGUAACUUGUCGCACCAUCGGCGUCGACGCCACAAACUCCUUCCAAUGAAAGGUGCUCGCUCACUUUCCCACAAGAAGAUGCUGAGUGUUUUACAGAAGAAAGCCAGCUCACUGGGCUAUGGCCGCCGACUGCUCAUCAACUUCAGCCCCCCUUCUAUGGUGGUGCACAAGGCUGACAAUGUGAACGACUUCUCCCAUGAGCUGCCCCACUUACGUCAGGAGACAUAUGAUAAUCAGAGUCACGCAGUCGAGGACGGGCACUCCACAAAUCAAAAUCACCAUGAUAUGGUUAUGGAUAACCCCCUUAACCAGCUGUCCACCUUGGCAGGCCAGUUGGCCAGCCUCCCUUCAGAGUCCCAUGCCCAGACUCAACCCCCCAUGUCUCCAGGAGCAGAGUCUAUAGUUGAUGAGAAGCCCUUCCUCAUCCAGCAGCCCCACCCUGCCACAGCUCCCGUGGCUGUCACCAGCAUGGCCCAUGCCUCCUCCUCUUCCCCAAUCACCCCGGAGCCCCGGGCUCCUCCCCACAGCAAUUGCAGCCCAGGAGGGGGACCCUGCAGCGAGCACAGUGGGCGCACCAGUACCCCUAGUAUCUCUAACAGCCAACCCAGUACACCGGCCCCAGGCCUGUCUGUCCCACUCCAAGACCCCCACAUGCUGCAUCACUGCCAGCACUGUGACAUCUUCUUCCCCGACAACAUCCUCUACACCAUUCACAUGGGCUGCCAUGGCUACGAGAACCCAUUCCAGUGCAACAUCUGCGGUCACAAGUGCAAGAGCAAGUACGACUUUGCCUGCCACUUUGCCCGCGGCCAGCACAAGUAAUGGAUGAACGAGGAAAACUUUGAAAGAACUUUUAACGGACAGCCUUGUUUUAUUAAUUCCAUAGUAAUUUUAUUUAUUGGUCUUUUACUUGGCCUUUAUGUAGCCUAGCCUUUGAAAGUUGUACUUAUAAAAUGUCAACAUUCAGAUGGUUUCAUUUUGUAUAAUUACAGGUGCCCAUUCAAGUGUAUUAUAAAGGGAUGAUCAGUGUUUUCAGCAGGUUGAGAAUUUAUUUGUGGUGGAGGAGAGAGUUACAUUCACAUGCUGCCAUAAAUCAGAAAAACAACUUUCCUACUUAGCCAAACUAAUAACCCUUAUUUAAUGUAGUAGGUUACCAAAUUCACAAUGCCUUUUGAAUUUUUAAAAAUACAUAGCUUGAAGAUGUAAUAGUGUUCUUAUGUCAAAGCUUCUCUUCAGUAUGUGAGCUCAACCUUUUUAAAUCUGUCUUUUAAAUGCAACACCAAGGUAACUCUGACAAUAAUGGCUUUCAUUGUACCUAUCUAAAGCAUAAUUAAAUGGGUACCAUUUUAUACAGUUUAUAUGGCCUCAUAUCAGGCUGAAAAAUACAAAAUGCAAAAAGAGAAGAAACAAAAUAAAUUCUCAACCCUCCUGGAGCUAUAUGUAAAGAUUGCUCUGAUGUUACUGAAACAGGAGUGAAACUGUUGGCCAAGAGUGAUCUUACUUAAGCCUUGUUGAAAUUAUUUCAGCUUGGUGCAUUACUACUUUUUAUUUGCAGUGCCUGACAUAGUCACUUUCUUAUGUGUCCAAGAUCGAGAGGACUGUUACUUUGAAGAUCAACAGAUAUUAUUAGAAUAUCCUCUACCUACUGUAAUGAAUAGUCCCAGAACCUUAGAAAGUUUGGCCAUUUUAGUUUUCUAUGGUAGCCAUGAUUUGUUUUGCCAAAACUCUGCUCCAUGAAUGCUGCUAAGAAACGUUGGAAUCAAAACUAUAUGGAUGGCAACCACAGAAAAAACCUGGUCAAACUUUGUAUAGGCGUGUUUCGGUCAGCCAGCUAAGAAGUCGGGUUGUUUUGAAGGUCCUUCACACAGUGCCCUUCCUUGACCAGCAUCAUGGUAACUUCACUGGGUUUUGCCUAUCCUUUUAAAUACAUCGUGUCACAUUCUGAUGUUUUGAUAUUGUACGAAGUCACUUUGAUAUCCAGUAUCUCCGUGUUUAGGACCAUAUCACCAAGUCUUGUGUCUCAUAUGAAUACUUUUUCAGAAUUGCCACGUAGCACCGGGGAUGCCACAGUUUAGCCUUUGUGAUAACACACACUGAGAUUCCCCAUUCAUCAAAUGGAUCCUAGUGCUUUUCUGAAUAUUUACUGAGUAUUGUAUUCUGAGUCGUUGGAUAGAUGUUCAGUGUCAAAAAAGCAAACUCAUGUUGCAGUAAGACUGCUACAUUAGCAAGAUUGUUCUUUGUCUUGGGUACUGUUGUCUGUUGCUUAGCAACAUGCGUGGAGAACAUAGUUACUGUUUUUAGGACCACCUCUUUGUCGCCAUCCAUGCUUACUAGUAAUAGGGGCAUCCAGUAAUGACUGCCUUAUGUUCUCUCAGUGUGUCGUACUGUAGGUUCAUAGGUAAUGAUGAAUGUUGAAGCCUGUUGGCGAUCACUCUCCCUCUGGGAUGGCAAAUCAUUUUAUUGUGAGACGGAUUAAUCUUACUAAUUUAUAAGUAAAGUGUUUUCUAACUGA
Sander lucioperca (pikeperch) is the source of this 3434-nucleotide messenger RNA. It is a transcript of the gene ikzf5, whose product is annotated as IKAROS family zinc finger 5. Lineage: Eukaryota; Metazoa; Chordata; Actinopteri; Perciformes; Percidae. The coding region runs from base 482 to 1744 and encodes 420 amino acids. Gene Ontology annotation, biological process: regulation of transcription by RNA polymerase II. Gene Ontology annotation, molecular function: RNA polymerase II cis-regulatory region sequence-specific DNA binding; DNA-binding transcription factor activity. The record is from RefSeq and is a predicted model, not a curated record. The transcript has 4 exons.